CGCCGCCCCGCCACCGGCCGCGCCACCGCGCUCCGCACGCUGCGCCCGACGUGCGACGCCUGCCAUGCCCCACUCCGGCCUGCCCUAGUCCGGGCGGAGGUAGUGCAGGCGGCAGUGAGGCGGUAACCAGAGAAGGCAGCCGAGGCCGGGAGGCCGGGGAGGGCGGGACAUGCGGCGCUAGCGGCGACAGCGCAUGGCGGCCAGCGGCGAGCGCCGGCCGCGCCGCGGGCCCGCGCCCAUCGCCUCCUUCGACCACGACGUGUCUGACGAGGUGAGACCGCCCUCGAGCCCGGAGACCAAGCAGACGUUCCAGCUGCCCGAGAUCCGCGAGGACUCGAGCGCGGCGGGCCCGAGCAGCGCGCCGCCGCCGGCGGGGCCGGGGCCGCGCGAGCGCUCGCAGUCCACGCCGGGGCUCACCACGCCGGCCGCGCCGCGCAUCGACAUCUCGCGCGCCUCCAGCUCCAGCCACCACGACUCGCGCGACUCCUCGCCCGACCUGGCGCUGUUCGCCGGCACCGCGGACGAGCGCGCGGCCGCGCACCUCGGCUUCCGCGAGGACGGCGCGCUCGACCUGCGCUCCUCCACCGAGGAGCUGGCGUUCCUGGAGCCGGCGCCGCCCGCGCCGCCGCCGCCCGCCUCGCGCCGCCACUCGCGCAAGGACAGCCAGGGCUCCGAGGCGGCGCUGCUCGCCAUCUCGGGCCGCACCAGCCGCCUCUCCAGCGUCGGCUCGCAGUGCUCGGCGCACUCGGCGCUGUCCGCGCUGAGCCACGUGAGCCACACGAGUCGCGUGUCGCGUCUCUCCGUCGUAUCGGGCGUGUCGCGCUCGCCCUCGCCGCACAAGAUGCUGCUCGAGACCUCGUUCUGCGGCCCCAAGCCGAUAGAGACCGACCCGGAGAUCUGCGCGGCGGCAGUCGAAGAGCGGCUGCUCGAGAUUGCCAAGCAGCAGGCGCCGCAAUUAGCGGUCGUGGCGCCCCCUGCCGCGGCGCCAGACGCGCGCGACCGCCGCGAGGUGCGGACGGAGGCCACGGUGGAGGUGGCCCCGCCGGCGCGGGCGGCGCCCGCGCCCGAGCCGCCCGGCGUGGCCAUCACGCCUGCCGAGGCCGUCACGCCGGCCGUGGCCGUCACGCCCGCCGCCGACGACAAGCGUGACAAGGAGACGAGGAACCGGGCGCGCGCUGACGAGCGCCGCGCCAGGUCACGCGAGCGCCGGGAUCGCUCCCAGCCCGAACGACCCGAAGUGUACAAAAGUAGAAAUAAAUCCAAAGAUGUCAUACGAAUAAAACUGAAGCCGGACGAGGACUACGAGGACGACGACGACGACGACGAGGAGGAGAGCGAGCGCGCCGGCGCCGGCGGGUCGGCCCGCAAGCCGGCAUCGCUGGCGCUGGGCGGCACGGCGCGGCCGCGCUCGCCGUCCCCCGCGCCCGCCGCGCCCAGCCGGAAAUCCUCCUUCUGCUCGUUGUUCAAGUCCCGCGAGACGAUCGCCUCCCCCGACUCGCCGUCGGACGCGCUACGUCGCAAGAAGAGCCUCAACGAGGGUCGGUCGCGAAGCAAGAGCCGCGACCGCUCCGCCCCGCCGCCUGCCGCCGGCAAGCUGCGCGGCUCGGUGCUGUCCCUGUUCAAGACCCCGCGCCGCAGCGCCGCGUCCCCGUCCCCCAGCUCACGCGCCGCGUCGCCCGGCCCGCCGCCCUCCGUGCCGCCGCCAGCGCCGCUGCGGGGACUCAAGUACUACGAGGACUCCCGCGACGGCAUCAUUCACAUCCCGCUGCGCACGCCCCCGGACGAGGCUGCGGGCGAGCCCGAGCCGCGCGAGGCGGUGCGGCCCGCGUCGGCGCCGUGCGCUCGAGCGUCGCCCGGGCCGGCGGCCGGCGGGCCCGACCGCACGUCGGCGCCGGCGGUCGCGCCGCCCGCCAAGCCGGUACAACGCACCGUGCUCCCGGACGGCAGCAUCAUCAUCCCGCUGCACUCGCCGACGGACCGUUCCCCACCGGCGCAGAUCACAGAGACGCGGCCGCAACAGGCGCGCGUGGAGGCUGUGGUUGAGCCGCCACCGGCCCGCGGCUCGCCGUCCCCGCCGGAGCCGCAGCCGGCGCCGCCCUCGUCCCCGCCGACCCCGCCGACCCCGAGGCCGGCGCCGGAGCCCGAGCCGGAGCCGCCGCGUUCCCGGCGGAAGGAGCGACUCGUGUUCAUGACGCACGUCGGCAGCACGGAGCAGGUGUUCAGUACGCAGUUCAGUAUUACGAAGACGCCGAGCGUGACGAGCGAGAUCUCGGAGUCGUUCCCGAGCCUGGCGGAGGAGCCGCGGGCGCCCGUGCUACGGGACACGCACAUCGCGGCGAACACGCCGGACGCGGCCACGCCGGGCGGGGAGUCCCCGGCCGGCGCUCGGGAUUCGUCCGAGUCGGAGGGCAGCUCGGAGCCGGGGGCGGGCGCGGGGGCCAGCGAGGCGGAGCAGCGCGGACUGGUGGUGCAGGAGUCGUUCGAGGAGGAGCUGCCGUACGUGCCCACCACGCUGCCGCUGGAGCGUUCGCUGGCGCUGCCCAUGCUGCCGGUGCGCGAGCGCGCUGUUAUACAUAUUUCGAGCGUGGAGCGCCCCCGCUCGGCCGCCCCGCGCCCCGCGCCCCCCGCGGCCGUGCUGCCGCCGCCGCCCGCCGCCGCGCCGCCGCCGCCGCCCGCCAGCGAGCGCCUGCGCAUCCGCCUGCCGCGCCGCGCCUCCGCCGCCCCCGCCCCCGCCGCCGCCGCCGCCGCCCCCGCCCCAGCCGUCGCCGUCGCCGCCGCCCGGUCGCGCACGCGCAGCGGCAGCGGGAGCGAUGGUGGCGAGGUUCGCAAGCCUGACUGGAUCGACUUCAGCGAGGUGCCGGAGCGGCGCAAGGCGGCGCGGCGCAUCCAGACGCUGCCGCGCGCGGCCGCGGGCGAGGCGGCCGGCGCCGACCCCGCGCCCCACGUGGGCUACGUGGAGCCCGACCAGUGCCGCUGCGAGUGCCACCGCGCCGGCGACGCCAACCACGAUGCCAUGUCCCCGAGAUCACAAACCAGCCCAGAGUCAAAUAGCAGCGCGCGUGUGCAAGUGAGCGUGGCGGUGGCGCGGCCGUUCACGGCGGACCUGGACGUGCGAGACGUGCCCGACCACGUGCCGCACGUGCCGCACGCGUCCCACGUGCCGCGCGUGCCGCACGUGCCCGACGAGGCGCGCAGCUAG
Molecule: messenger RNA, 3199 nt
Organism: Pectinophora gossypiella (pink bollworm)
Lineage: Eukaryota; Metazoa; Arthropoda; Insecta; Lepidoptera; Gelechiidae
Product: nascent polypeptide-associated complex subunit alpha, muscle-specific form-like
Exons: 7
Coding region: 194-3199 (1001 amino acids)
Source: RefSeq, a predicted model, not a curated record